Schistocerca gregaria is the source of this 4524-nucleotide messenger RNA. RefSeq lists its product as uncharacterized. Lineage: Eukaryota; Metazoa; Arthropoda; Insecta; Orthoptera; Acrididae. Gene Ontology annotation, molecular function: protein binding. The record is from RefSeq and is a predicted model, not a curated record. Bases 1 to 4524 code for a protein of 1507 amino acids. The transcript has a single exon.
AUGAAUAAGUUACUGAUAGCGGUGAUUGUAAUAGUUGAGAUUUCAACAAUAUUUUCUGUAGAAAAUAAAUCUUCAAAGCUUGUGGUGGAGUUGAACGAAUUGCUGGUAAAUAACAAAAUUUCAGACAACUACUGCGAUGAUGAAAGAAUAUCUUGCGAUAAUGGUGAGAUCAGUGGUAUCAGGCUAGAUAAGGUUAAGCUAUAUGGUUUUCCUUCAAGCAUUGCAAUAAUUAAAGAUACAUUAAAGGAAUUAACAAUAAAACACACAAACCUGCAAGUCAAUAUUCCGAAUGAAAUUUAUAAGCUGACUGAAUUGCGAUAUCUGAAUAUAGAAGAAUACUACUUUAGUGGUUUAAGUGAUAAUAUUAAAAAUCUGAAUAAAUUAUAUCAUCUUGACUUAAGUAGAUCAAAUCUAUAUGGACCAAUACCUGAUGGUCUAUAUUCACUGACUGAAUUACAAUAUCUGAGUCUACAAGGAAACAAAUUUAAUGGUAGUUUAAGUGAUAAUAUUAGAAAUCUGAGUAAAUUAUCUUAUCUUGACUUAGGUGGAUUAAAUCUAUCUGGACCAAUACCUGAUGGUCUAUAUUCACUGACUAAAUUACAAUAUCUGAGCCUAAAAUGGAACAACCUUAGUGGUAGUCUAAGUGAUAAUAUUAGAAAUCUAAAUAAAUUAUAUCAUCUUGACUUAUGUGGAUUAAAUCUAUCUGGUCAGAUACCUGAUGGUCUAUAUUCAUUGACUAAUUUAAAAUAUAUGAAUCUACAAGGAAACAAAUUUAAUGGUAGUUUAAGUGAUGAUAUUAGAAACCUGAAUAAAUUAGUGAAGCUUGAUUUAAGUAACUCAAAUAUAUCUGGUCCGAUACCUGAUGGUCUAUAUUCAUUGACUAAAUUACAAUAUCUGGAUCUACAAGGAAACAAAUUUAAUGGUAGUCUAAGUGAUAAUAUUAGAAAUCUAAAUAAAUUAGUGGCGCUUGGAUUAAGUGGAUUAAAUCUAUCUGGUCAGAUACCUGAUGGUCUAUAUUCAUUGACUAAAUUGAAACACCUCUAUCUACAAGGAAACAAUUUCAAUGGUAGUUUAAGUGAUAAUAUUAGAAACCUGAUUGAAUUAACAGAUCUUGACUUAAGUAAGUCAGAUCUAUCUGGAUCGAUACCUGAUGGUCUAUAUUCAUUGACUAGAUUGGAAUAUCUGGAUCUACAAGGAAACAAAUUUAAUGGUAGUCUAAGUGAUGAUAUUGCAAAUCUGAUUGAAUUAACAGAUCUUGACUUAAGUGGAUUAAAUCUAUCUGGUCAGAUACCUGAUGGUCUAUAUUCAUUGACUAAAUUGGAAUGCCUCUAUUUAAAAGGAAAUAAUUUUAAUGGUAGUCUAAGUGAUGAUAUUAGAAAUCUGAUUGAAUUAUUUGAUCUUGAUUUAAGUAACUCAAAUAUAUCUGGUCAGAUACCUGAUGGUCUAUAUUCACUGACUGAAUUACAAUAUCUGAGUCUACAAGAAAACAAAUUUAAUGGUAGUUUAAGUGAUAAUAUUGGAAAUCUGCAUGGAUUAUUUGAUCUUGACUUAAGUGGAUUAAAUCUAUCUGGUCAGAUACCUGAUAGUCUAUAUUCACUGACUGAAUUACAAUAUCUGAGUCUACAAGGAAACAAAUUUAAUGGUAGUUUAAGUGAUAAUAUUGGAAAUCUGCAUGGAUUAUUUGAUCUUGACUUAGGUGGAUUAAAUCUAUCUGGACCAAUACCUGAUAGUCUAUAUUCAUUGACUGAAUUACAAUAUCUGAGUCUACAAGGAAACAAAUUUAAUGGUAGUCUAAGUGAUAAUAUUAGAAACCUGAUUGAAUUAACAGAUCUUGACUUAAGUGGAUUAAAUCUAUCUGGUCAGAUACCUGAUAGUUUAUAUUCAUUGACUAAAUUGAAACACCUCUAUCUACAAGGAAAUAGAUUUAAUGGUAGUUUAAGUGAUGAUAUUAGAAACCUGAAUAAAUUAGUGAAGCUUGAUUUAAGUAACUCAAAUAUAUCUGGUCAGAUACCUGAUAGUCUAUAUUCAUUGACUAGAUUGGAAUAUCUGGAUCUACAAGGAAACAAAUUUAAUGGUAGUUUAAGUGAUAAUAUUAGAAACCUGAUUGAAUUAACAGAUCUUGACUUAAGUGGAUUAAAUCUAUCUGGUCAGAUACCUGAUAGUUUAUAUUCAUUGACUAAAUUGAAACACCUCUAUCUACAAGGAAAUAGAUUUAAUGGUAGUCUAAGUGAUGAUAUUAGAAACCUGAAUAAAUUAGUGGAGCUUGAUUUAAGUAACUCAAAUAUAUCUGGUCAGAUACCUGAUGGUCUAUAUUCAUUGACUAAUUUAAAAUAUAUGAAUCUACAAGGAAACAAAUUUAAUGGUAGUUUAAGUGAUGAUAUUAGAAACCUGAAUAAAUUAGUGGAGCUUGAUUUAAGUAACUCAAAUAUAUCUGGUCAGAUACCUGAUAGUCUAUAUUCAUUGACUAGAUUGGAAUAUCUGGAUCUACAAGGAAACAAAUUUAAUGGUAGUUUAAGUGAUAAUAUUAGAAACCUGAUUGAAUUAACAGAUCUUGACUUAAGUGGAUUAAAUCUAUCUGGUCAGAUACCUGAUAGUUUAUAUUCAUUGACUAAAUUGAAACACCUCUAUCUACAAGGAAAUAGAUUUAAUGGUAGUCUAAGUGAUGAUAUUAGAAACCUGAAUAAAUUAGUGGAGCUUGAUUUAAGUAACUCAAAUAUAUCUGGUCAGAUACCUGAUGGUCUAUAUUCAUUGACUAAUUUAAAAUAUAUGAAUCUACAAGGAAACAAAUUUAAUGGUAGUUUAAGUGAUGAUAUUAGAAACCUGAAUAAAUUAGUGGAGCUUGAUUUAAGUAACUCAAAUAUAUCUGGUCAGAUACCUGAUAGUCUAUAUUCACUGACUGAAUUACAAUAUCUGAGUCUACAAUGGAACAACCUUAGUGGUAGUCUAAGUGAUAAUAUUAGAAAUCUAAAUAAAUUAUAUCAUCUUGACUUAAGUAGAUCAAAUCUAUAUGGACCAAUACCUGAUGGUCUAUAUUCAUUGACUAGAUUGGAAUAUCUGGAUCUACAAGAAAACAAAUUUAAUGGUAGUUUAAGUGAUAAUAUUAGAAACCUGGAUAAAUUACAUCAUCUUGACUUAAGUAAAUCAGAUAUAUCUGGAUCGAUACCUGAUGGUCUAUAUUCAUUGACUAGAUUGGAAUAUCUGGAUCUACAAGGAAACAAAUUUAAUGGUAGUCUAAGUGAUAAUAUUGGAAAUCUAAUUGAAUUAACAGAUCUUGACUUAAGUGGAUUAAAUCUAUCUGGUCAGAUACCUGAUAGUCUAUAUUCAUUGACUAGAUUGGAAUAUCUGGAUCUACAAGGAAACAAAUUUAAUGGUAGUUUAAGUGAUAAUAUUAGAAACCUGAUUGAAUUAACAGAUCUUGACUUAAGUGGAUUAAAUCUAUCUGGUCAGAUACCUGAUAGUUUAUAUUCAUUGACUAAAUUGAAACACCUCUAUCUACAAGGAAAUAGAUUUAAUGGUAGUCUAAGUGAUGAUAUUAGAAACCUGAAUAAAUUAGUGAAGCUUGAUUUAAGUAACUCAAAUAUAUCUGGUCCGAUACCUGAUGGUCUAUAUUCACUGACUAAAUUACAAUAUCUGAGCCUAAAAUGGAACAACCUUAGUGGUAGUCUAAGUGAUAAUAUUAGAAACCUGAUUGAAUUAACAGAUCUUGACUUAAGUGGAUUAAAUCUAUCUGGUCAGAUACCUGAUGGUCUAUAUUCAUUGACUAAAUUGAAACACCUCUAUCUACAAGGAAACAAGUUCAAUGGUAGUUUAAGUGAUGAUAUUAGAAACCUGAAUAAAUUAGUGGAGCUUGAUUUAAGUAACUCAAAUAUAUCUGGUCCGAUACCUGAUAGUCUAUAUUCACUGACUGAAUUACAAUAUCUGAGUCUACAAGGAAACAAAUUUAAUGGUAGUCUAAGUGAUGAUAUUAGAAACCUGAAUAAAUUAGUGGAGCUUGAUUUAAGUAACUCAAAUAUAUCUGGAUCGAUACCUGAUGGUCUAUACUCAUUAACUAAAUUGGAAUAUCUAGGUCUUAUGAGUAAUAAUAUCAAUGGUAGUUUAUCACCUAAUAUUGGUAAUCUGGUCAUGUUAGAUAGUCUAGAUCUGAGUUUUAAUCAAUUAAGCGGAACUAUACCAAAUGCAAUCGGCAAUUUAAUCAAUCUUAUAUUUUUGGAAAUGAGAGAGAAUGAAUUUGAAGGUGAUAUCCCUGAUCUGAGUCGUCUGCUAAAAUUGGAAUAUAUGAACAUUAGCUCAACAAAACAUACCUUGAAUGCGAAUUGUAAUAAUAAUAUGUUACCUCCAUCUAUUAGUAAAAGCGAAUGUUUUAUUGGACCAGUGAGUGAACUAUGCAAUAGUAUUAUACACUGUGAAUAUGGCAAUGAGUUUAUAAAUGAAUCAUCAAUUGAUUCAAUGUUCUAUAUAUCAGGAUUGAGGAUAAUCAUUAUGAUGAUAGUGUGCAGAGGUGCAAUAAAAAUAGUAUUAAAUUAG